This is a messenger RNA of Vitis riparia (riverbank grape), 1504 nucleotides long. Its product is annotated as mitochondrial import inner membrane translocase subunit TIM50-like. Gene Ontology annotation, molecular function: phosphoprotein phosphatase activity. The coding region runs from base 102 to 1217 and encodes 371 amino acids. The transcript is spliced from 10 exons. Lineage: Eukaryota; Viridiplantae; Streptophyta; Magnoliopsida; Vitales; Vitaceae. The record is from RefSeq and is a predicted model, not a curated record.
AACACCCAAAAGGGGCAGUUUCGUCCAUCCAUAUCUCUACUGUCUCCUGUCUCCGUUAAGCCCUACUCUGAGCUUUCUUUCUGAGAUCGGUCGCUCCAAAAAUGUCUGCAACCAUUCGAUCUCGUGGCCUCUGCUCCUUCAUCUCCAAGAACAACCGCCUCUUCUGCUCGAAAGUCUCCUCUUCUCCUCCCAAACCACCGCCCUCCCCCGCUUCAGUCGUUGCCGCCGAUCAAUCUCCGGCUAACCAGCCGAUCAUAUCUUCUGCUGCUCUCGUUGAUGGCCAAAAUCCACCUCCUAUUCCUCCGCCGGCGCCUCCGGCCGCCAAGAAGUCAUGGAACUUCCUCAAGUUCGGUCUCAUUGGAGCUCUCACCAUCGGCGUUGCUACCGCUGGUUACGCUUCUUAUGCAUACACACUGGAUGAAGUAGAUGAGAAGACAAAGGCUUUUCGAGCAUCUGCUAAGGAUAGCGUGGAGGAUGAUGCAUCUGCUUUUGAUAAAUUUAAAGCUUUGGCAUACACUUCUGCAGUCACAGUCCCUGCUAAAGCAAUUGAUCUCUACUUGGACAUGAGGAGAUUAAUUGAAGAACAAGUUCAUGGUUUUACUGAACCAUUAUCAGAUAAGCUGCUUCCUGAUUUGCACCCAAUGGAGCAACAUGUGUUCACACUUGUUCUCGAUCUGAAUGAGACAUUAAUAUACUCUGAUUGGAAGCGUGAUAGAGGUUGGCGAACAUUCAAAAGACCUGGAGUUGAUGCCUUCUUGGAACACCUAGCUCAGUUUUAUGAAAUUGUAGUGUAUUCGGACCAACUGAGUAUGUAUGUUGAUCCUGUUGUUGAGAGAUUGGAUAAGAAGCAGUGUAUACGACAUAGGCUAUCAAGGGCUGCGACUAGAUAUCAGGAUGGAAAACAUUACAGAGACCUCUCAAAGCUGAACAGAGAUCCUGCGAAGAUUCUUUAUGUGAGUGGCCAUGCGCUAGAAACUAGCCUUCAGCCUGAAAAUUGUGUCCAAAUUAAGCCAUGGAAGCUUGAAGAAGAUGACACGCAACUUUUGGAUCUUAUUCCUUUUCUUGAAUAUGUUGCCCGCAAUAGACCAGCUGAUAUCAGACCAGUCCUAGCAUCUUAUCAAGGACAUGAUAUUGCCAAGGAAUUCAUUGAGCGUUCUAAAGAGUAUCAGAGGCGGAUGCAAGAACAGAAGCAGCAUGGCCGUUUCUGGAGACGUUGAGAUCAGACUCCAGAGCUAUGUGAAAUAGUUGCUGGAAACUUGAGAUUUUAUUCUUUGAAGCGAAGAAACAAACGAGUAUAAAGACACUGCCCUUAGUUCAGGAAGCCAUUUUUUGGAAGUUGCAGCAAUUUUCAGCCGAGGAGCUAGUUUAAGCUGUCAAAAGACUGAUAAAAUACCUCAUUCUUCAACCAAUCCAACGAGAUACUAUUUAACAAUUUUUCCAUGUGACUAGACCAUCGUGAAAAAGACGGAUUUUGCUUAUAAUUGAAUUCUUUGUUGUUCUAUCA